CUCUUGUCACUACGUAUCUGUACCUAGAGAUAUUGUACUGCAUUAUGGGAUAUCAAUGACCAGGGGAUGGUAAAACUAGCACAUUUUUUAAGCUGGCACCAAUCUUGUUAUAAGAUACACUUGGAAGAAACAUUAUUUUCAUCAGGAUGACCCAGCAUGUUUGUUGCACUACUGGAUGCUGAUAGUAUGUGCUGUGGGGAGUGCAUUUUUCAGCUCUGCAUUUCCCUGACACAGAACAGCUGAACACCCAGCCAUGCUGACGAAGCAGUGCCUUUUCUGCCUUCUCACUGCUGCUUGUAAAACAACUACAAAGCUAAUGGAUUUGGGAGUGUGACUGCCAUAGAAAGAGACAGGUCACAUGGCCAGUCUAGUGACACUGCAAGACAUGAUUUCCUCUUGCUAGUAGAAUAAUUCUAAUGUUGUCAGCUCAGUGAGCAAGAUGAUGCUGCCAAAAGCCGAGUGGGAUCUGGCUUCUUGUCCCCGGAGCACAGCCUGAAGAAGGAAGAAGUGGUGUGAUAGACUGGUCGCCUAAAUGGAAACGGGAAUGGAAAUUGCCGGAAGAUUCCGUUAUUAUUUCCAGCAUCCCUGGUCUCGUUUAAUUGUUGCCUAUCUGGUGACCUUCUUCAACUUCCUAAUAUUUGCUGAAGAUCCUGUUUCACACAGCCAGACUGAAGCCCAUAUGAUAGUAGUGGGCAACUGUUUCUCCUUCAUUGUGAAUAAGUACCCUGGAGGAGGGUGGAAUGUCCUGAAAGUGCUGAUGUGGCUAAUGGCCAUAAUCACUGGUCUGUUUGCAGGAAAGUUCAUCUUUCAUCAACAGCUCUUCGGUCGAUUUCUGCGACUGAAAAUGUUCAGAGAAGACCACGGCUCCUGGAUGACAAUGUUUUUCAGCACAAUUCUUUUCUUGUUUAUUUUCUCUCACAUUUACAAUUUGUGCCUCCUGAUGGCUGGAAACAUGGGGUGCUUGGCCGGGUGCAGUCCAAAAGAGAUUUACAGUGGAGAUAGGAAUGAUGAAUUGGGUUGCAGCAUGUUCAGUCUUUGUCUGCUUUGUGCCAAAGGAUGUCCAACUGUCACGGAAGAAGAAGAGAGAAGGAAUCUGCAUAGACCAGCAGUAAAGAUGGCUCCCCAAACAGAACAUGCAUUAAGUCUUAGGACUUGGGGAUAUGGCUGCAGGUCAACACUUGCCUGUAUUUUGUAGUUGCUGCU
Messenger RNA from Lepisosteus oculatus (spotted gar), 1203 nucleotides. Lineage: Eukaryota; Metazoa; Chordata; Actinopteri; Semionotiformes; Lepisosteidae. The record is from RefSeq and is a predicted model, not a curated record.